This is a messenger RNA of Nelumbo nucifera (sacred lotus), 2933 nucleotides long. Its product is annotated as protein DMR6-LIKE OXYGENASE 2-like. NCBI's taxonomy places the organism in Eukaryota, Viridiplantae, Streptophyta, Magnoliopsida, Proteales, Nelumbonaceae. The record is from RefSeq and is a predicted model, not a curated record.
AUCAUUAUAAAUAUCAACACUACUUCGGCUCUGAGUUAUUAUUCAUUGCAAUCUUUCAGUCUCUGUGUGAGUGAGUGAGAGAGAGAGAGAGAGAUCAGUAGCAGAUUCGCCAUGGCUAUUAUAGAAAAGGUACUAGUCGCAGAUAUUUCAUCCAUGGUGGACCAUGUUCCCUCGAAUUACGUUAGGCCCAUCUCCGAUCGUCCAAACCUCCACGUUGUUCAGCCAGCGGAGGGUUCCAUUCCUGUCAUCGACCUUCAAGGCCUCGAUGACGACAAUAAUCGGUGUGAUAUAGUCAAAGAAAUUGGAAAAGCAUGUGAACAUGCUGGUUUCUUUCAGAUAAAGAACCAUGGGAUACCACAGAAUGUGAUCGAUAACAUGCUAAGGGUAUCAAGGGAGUUCUUCCGGUUGCCAGAGAGCGAGAGGUUGAAGAGCUACUCGAAUGACCCUUCCAAAUCGGUCCGCCUCUCGACUAGUUUCAAUAUCAGCUCUGAAAAAGUGUCCAAUUGGAGGGAUUUCCUGAGACUCCAUUGUUAUCCUCUGGAGGACUACUUGGAGCAAUGGCCUUCGAAUCCGCCGUGUUUCAGAGAAGAGGUGGCUAAUUACAGUACAAAAGUGAGGGGGCUGGCACUAAGAUUGCUUGAAGCAAUCUCGGAGAGCUUAGGGCUGGAGAGAGAGAGCAUAGAAAAGGCACUAGGGAAGCAAGGACAACACAUGGCCAUUAAUUACUACCCAACGUGUCCAGAACCAGAGCUUACGUAUGGAUUACCAGUUCACUCUGACCCUAAUGUAAUCACAAUCCUUCUUCAAGAUGAUGUGCCCGGUUUGCAGUUGCUCAACAACGGCCGGUGGGUAGCCGUCAAUCCCAUCCCUAAUACCUUCAUCAUCAACAUUGGCGACCAAAUUCAGGUACUCAGUAAUGGACGUUAUAAAAGCGUGCUCCAUCGGGCUGUCGUAAACUGCGACAAGGAGAGAAUCUCUGUUCCGACAUUCUACUGCCCAUCACCGGAAGCCGUGAUCGAACCCAUAGGGGGGUUAAUCGACGAUAACCACCCGGCCAUCUACAAAAGCUUCACCUACACCGAAUACUAUGAAAAAUUCUGGAAAAGAGGGCUUGCAAUUGAGAACUGCUUGGAUUUGUUCAGAACGACACAACCUCUACAGGUUGGGAAUGGGGAGGGAGUGGGUAAUUAGGAAACAGUGGUUGCUAUAUAUAUAUAUAUAUAUAUUAACAAAAUGAUUCAAUGUUUUCGUUUUGAAAAAAACCAAAGUCAUCGGUUGUGCUGUAUCUCCCGUACUUGCUGUGUGUUGUCGUUUCUCCAUGUGCGGGCGGCUGGAUUCCAUUGCUAAAAAGCCGCGUGUUAAUCAAAUCCCGACUCUGGCGUGGCGUUGGCGACAUCCAUGGGGGGGCUGAUUUGAAAUCUCCAUGAUCCACCACCCACCCCUCCACAAGCUUUCCUUCCCACCUCCGCAGUCCGCACACGCUUAGCUUCCGUUAUUUCUAGAUAUUCUGUACCCUUUCAAGAUAUUCUGUGCCCUACUUUAGUAUCUCUUGAUCUGACAGAUGCUUUUAUUUCUCUUUCUUUCACGUGUUCUUACCAAAUUCCCACUGUGUCAUAAGCGUAUCCUCCUUGUUAGUUUGUUGGAAAGUUGCUUAACCUUUUUUCUUUUUUAUUUUGGCAAAUAGUAGCUUAAUUGAUUGUGUAAAUAAGGUAAUUUUCCAAUAGAAUCUUUAACUUUGGAGAAUUUUCCUCUUUUAUGAUUUAUAUCCACUUGAGGAAAAAAAAAAGGGAGAAUGACUGGUCAAAAUUCAGAAGUUUUUAAAGUAUUAUUAGGGUGGGUGUCAGCUUGGAAUUAAUACUAAUUCAUGAACGAAUGUGAAUGCAUAGACUUAAAAAAAGUAUAUAAGCCUGUCCGUAUUUGUCUAAAAUUUACCUUGGAAAAAAUGCCCCAAAAAUUGAUGAAGAAAAUUCAUUUUCUAUAUACCUUAUAUCCCAAUAGCCCUAGGUAAAAAACCUAAAUUUAGGAUGCAAUUAUGAUAACAUAAAUAUAUAGAUUUGCUUAAUACCAAAAACUAAAUAUAGACUUGCUUAGAAAGAUUAUAGAAGGAGGAAUUUAUGGUGGGCAAGCGAUUUGUUCCUCUUAGAGUCUUAGUAGGCUGUGGUGGUUAUCGUUAUUUUGCCAGGCCUUUAUCGUUAUUUCAAAAUUAAUGGAAGAGGAGGGAAUUUAACGCCAAACACCAAAUAAAGAGCAGCCUUUGCAAACUCUGACUCCCUCCCAUUCCUCUCUCUUUCUUCUUCUUCCCUUAUCUCGAUUUUCUCUUCGAGUGUUUAUCUGUUCUCUGCCAGUGCAAAAACCACCAAACCAAAGCCUUGUUUUUCAGUACCUCUGCAAUUCUGUUCAUUGCAUUGAACGAUUUGCCCUGCUCAUUGUGGAGGUGAGGUUUGCGGAGAGAGAGAGAGAAAAGAUAAUGUGAGGUCUCCAACGCCUACUUCUUUAAUUCUUUUCCAAAUCCUUUGAAUGUAGAAAAUCCAGUCUACCAAUCUUUUAUAACCAUUCACAUGUAAUUUCCUUCUCGGUUCUCUCAUACCACUACCAUCAUGGUCAUCCAUGGUUACAUUUAAUAGUAUGGCUGAAAACAAGGACAUUCAAGAAAAAAACAUUAAAUCCCCGUUAGUUUUGAAAUGAACAAAAAAACAGUGUCAAAAUAUGAUUGGAGGGUUCAUGUAAGAGGUGGACCGGAGGAUACACCUGGUGCGCUCUGGUCUUUCCCGUUGCCGGCGAGGCCAGGCAAUGAGUUCACCCAGCCGGAAAAAAGGAGGAAUCGGGUUAUUUCAUACUUUAUGGUUGUUUUCCUACAAAUUAUUUAUUAUUCCAAGCAGCUUUGCAGAUUCCUGAAAUAUUCUCUCGCUACAAUUGGAAACCAUUUUGUUGCA